Molecule: messenger RNA, 867 nt
Organism: Aureobasidium pullulans EXF-150
Lineage: Eukaryota; Fungi; Ascomycota; Dothideomycetes; Dothideales; Saccotheciaceae
Product: peptidyl-tRNA hydrolase
Exons: 1
Coding region: 103-666 (187 amino acids)
Molecular function (GO): peptidyl-tRNA hydrolase activity
Source: RefSeq, a predicted model, not a curated record
CCCAAAAAGAAGAAAAAUCGCAGGGCCAAAGGACAACAAACCCCUCCUUCCCGCGUCGACACUCCACUGGCAGCAACAUCCACAACACAAGACGACGACGAGAUGACCUCUCUACCACUGCUGAUCUGCAGCUUGGGUAACCCGGGCGCUGCAUACGCCAAUACCCUCCACUCAGCCGGCCACAACGUCGUCGCCGCACUAGCCACUCUGCUCCAAACUUCACAAUUCACAAAAGACCGUUCCUAUGGAAAUGGCUCCCUCACACGCUCCUACUCUCCAGAAACACCUUGGACGUUAUGGCAAUCGCCUACGUAUAUGAAUGAGUCGGGCAAGGGCGUCAGUUCAGCAUACCGCACGUGGAUACGAGAGAAUCCUCAAGGACGUCUGGUUGUCGUCCACGAUGAGCUGGAAAAACCAUUGGGCUCGGUGACGGUGAGGGAUAAAGAGGGGCUUUCGGCCAGAGGACACAAUGGGCUCAAGAGUUGUCUGGCGAGUUUGGGAGGUGUAAAGUUUGUGAGGGUGGGUGUGGGGAUUGGAAGACCUGUGAGCAGGGCGCCGGAUGAUGUUGCGCGAUAUGUGCUCAAGAAGAUGACACCAGUCGAGAGGCAGAAGGUUGAAGGCUCGGCGGAGGAUGUUAUUAAUAAGUUGUUGGCGGUCAGAGGAUGAAGAGAAAGAGAAGAUCUUGGACAACACACUUUGAGGAGAAAGGAUGUGAACAUGCUCGAGAGGACGCUUGGCUGGUCCAACCGUCCGCUUCAAGACCUUGCUCUUCUGCUGCUACCCGGUCUUCGAGACACAGCGUAGCCACCAAUAUGGUUCGAGAUAUUAUGCCUGAGAACUACCUACGGUCCAGGCACAUACGAGGAA